Molecule: messenger RNA, 5543 nt
Organism: Diachasmimorpha longicaudata
Lineage: Eukaryota; Metazoa; Arthropoda; Insecta; Hymenoptera; Braconidae
Exons: 14
Coding region: 1-5175 (1724 amino acids)
Source: RefSeq, a predicted model, not a curated record
AUGAGACUGCUGGAGGGAUUAGGUGUCAAUCCUGGCAUGGAGAAGGACAAAUACACAACGCAAGUCGAUCCGAACAUAAAUGAUGACGACUUCCCUGAGCGAUCGCUGCGUCUAGCAAAAAAUUACUGUAGAAAUCCAACUGGAGACCCAAAAGGCCCUUGGUGUUACACCAUGGAACCCAGUCUGAUUGACGACGAGUGUGGGAUACCUCUCUGUAACUUCGGAGAAUGUAGAGUCACCGGGGGUGGAGCGGAGUACGGGGGCAGGCGUGAGAUCAGCUCCUCCGGGAAAAAGUGUAAAUCGUGGGACACGAGACACAAAACAGUCAAGGGGAAGACUGAAAAAUUCUCCAACAGAGACUUUCCGGAUUCAUCGAAGAGGAAGGCGAAGCACUACUGCAGAAAUCCCGAUGACGAUCCUGGGGGUCCCUGGUGCUACGUAGAGGAGGAGAAUUAUGAACUCGUUGAGAGGGAGUACUGCGACAUUCCAUUCUGCGAUGACAGGGAUUGUCUGGUUUACACUAGAAAUGCCACCACGUAUUCAACCAUAACUUCCAUGAACUCAACUGCCGGGAACAUGACCGUCUGGGUGAAGUUGUGGGAGCCGAGGGAUGAACUCCAGGGUGAAGCCCGACUACUGCUAACCCUCCUCCCUAUCCCCACAUCCGCAAAGACUGUUGCCGAGGAUUGGCGAGCAGGAACCGAACUCUUGAUAUCCAAUUCCGGUUCCGGGCAAAGACACCCCGGCUUCACCGUAAACAAUGACCUUGAGCCCACACCCAACAUCCUCUUGAGUUCGAACUGGACUGGACUAUCAAUCACCUGGGGCGGUGGCUUCAUUUCCGUGAGCCUCCAGGGCUCCGUGAAACCCAUAUUCCUCGACGAAUAUGGAAAGAAGAAUACCAUCUCUGGCCUGCACGAGAACAGUUUCUUUUAUUACGGGCUCAUGGGAACGGGUGUCUUGUGGAGCACGGACAACUGUCUCCAAUCGUGCGAGAUUCACACGACUUAUGGGACAGACUUCAUUCGAGUCUGGCCCCUCCAACAAAGUAACACAACAUAUGAUAUUAAUUUUCGUGUGCGCGCCAGUAAGAAAGUCCUGGUGAAGCUCUACGAGAGUCCGGGGAAGGUCUUCCCUUGCUUCACGGUGAAAAUUAUUUCCUCAUUAUCCCCUCUUAAAAAUCCACCUAUCAUCACUUCCCAUUCCACCCACUGUCAGAUAACAUUCGAAAGCAGUCAAUUGGUGACGCUGACCUACCAAGAAACUUCGAAAUCCGUCAAGCAACAGCUGCAAGAAGUCUCGAGCUCAAAUCUCCUAGACAUUUGGACGUGGAAACACUUCACUCUCUCCAGCUUUGGCCCUCACCUGCGGCUCUUCUCCGAAAAGCACUAUGGACCUGAAGAAAUUCUCUACGCCAAAGAGCACGUCUUCAGUACUCUGAGGUGGUUCAGCAUCGGUUCAGACAAUUCCAUCGCCCAUUGGGCGUUGUUCUGCACACCUGGAGAGGCGGAUGCAGUGGAGAAGCCGUCCCCUCCCAAUUGUUUGUCCAACCCUCGAGAUUAUUUGUACCAAGGGUCCCAGUGGAUCAGCGAAGAAGGUCGCCCCUGCAACCCCUGGAGUUCGACAGACGUUCCGGAAGAGGAGAGGAAAAACAAUUUAUUCCCCGAAGAGUCAGUCCUGAGGGCCGCCAAUAAAUGUCGCAACCCGGGACAUGAUCCCAAAGGCCCCUACUGCUACACAAAUUCAUCAUCAGGACUGGAGAAGAGCUACUGCUCCGUCCGCGCUUGUAGAUCCUCAGAAUGCAGAACUGCUGGGACUGCCAACGACUACAUUGGAACACUGUCCAUCACCCGAUCAGGUCGCACCUGCGCACCCUGGGUGAUCGAUGAAGAUGAGGGACAGCUGGUGAAAACUGCGGGCAGACCAAUACCAGAAGAGACUCUCUCAACUGUCGCCUCGACGAAUGGACGACAAUCUUUGGUGGAUAAAUUGAAGACACCGAAGACAGGCGAGAGCAUUCUAUCUUACGAUAAAGCCGGGGCGAAGGUUCUCGAUAAUCGAUUUGUCACGGUCGAUCAUGACUCGAAAAAGUGUAGAGCGAGGAGAGAUGAUUCGCAGGAGAAAGAGAAGGUUUUGGAGAAGAUGGAUAAAUUGGCGGACGAGUUUUAUGGGAGGACGAAACCUGCGACAGAAAAAACGACAGCGCAACAGCACACUGAUGGGGAGGAUGACUAUGGUGAAGAUAAUACCUUGAUAACCCUGGCGAAAUAUGCGCAUGAUCAUUCUCAGGAAAAAUCAUCCUCAUCGACAGAAGGGGCAACUUCGUCGACUGCAAAAUGGAGUCUUCAGGAUAAAGAGGAAGAGGAGAAGAUGGACAAACUAGCGGACGAUUUUUUCACAAAUACAAAGUCAUCAUCGACUGGAAAACCAACAGACCGACAUUCUAUUAAUGAAGAUGAUGAUUACGAUGACGAUAAUGUGUUGAUAACCAUGCCAAAUUACUCGCACGAUCAUCCUGAAGAAAAGUCAUUCCCAUCGACAGAAAGAACUUCUUCGACAUCGACAUCUACUCCUCAUGAUAAGAAAGACAUCUUGGAGAAAAUGGAUAAAUUAGCGGAUCAAUUUUUCGGAAGGACGAAGCCACCAUCAACCGAAAAACCAACAGAACGACAUCCCAUAGAUGAAGAUGAAAACUACGAUGAUGAUAAUGUCCUGAUAACCAUGCCGAAAUACCCGCAUGACCUUCCAAGUGAAAAGCCAUCCACCUCAACAAAAAAAACUUCUCUCUCAACUGAAAAUCCGGUUACCACGGAGACCUCUUCAGACCGGCCUCACCAAGCUGACGAUGAGGACAAUGUCCUGGUAACCCUGGCGACCUCCCCUCAUGACCUCUCCCCAUCAACCGAGAAGACGACCCCCAGUCAGAAGAACCAACACCCAAGAAGACCGAACACCGGAAUAAUCCGUGAACAUUUCAACGAGUCCUUCUUCCCCGAGCAGAGUGCCCGGAACGCCAGCAACUACUGCCGCGAUCCAUCCCGAAAUAUGGCCGGGGCCUGGUGCUACACAACAGACCCAGAAGUCCCCCAGGACUUGUGCGACGUACCCGACUGCGACGAAUCGGACGAGUGUAUCUCGCUGGCAAGGGGCCAAGAGUCAAAACGCAAAUUUUUCCUCUUCCCCGAGCAUCGCUCCGAGGGCCUGCGCUUCCUCGUGAAGGCCUGGGAGCCGGACAACCCAGAUUCCAUAACAUUCACCUUCACUGCUGAUAAGGGACUCAAGUCGAGGUACAUUUUGAAGUUGGGGGCGAUGGAUAACGAGAAGGUGAUGUUGUAUCGACAGGGAGAGGAGGGAGAUAUGGAACUCGUGAAGAAAAAGACUCUUCCUCAUUUACUGUACCUCGGAAAAUGGAGUAGUUUUAUAAUUAAAAUUCCACGAGGAAAAAUCGAAAUAUUCUACGAGGAGUCGCCGAAUGCUCUAUUCGAUUGGGAGGAUCCGGACCCAACUCAGGCAUUUCUCCCAGUUUACUAUUCGUACGCCAGUGAAUUGGGGAACACGAUUGGCGUCUCCUUCGGGUGUGAAUCGAGGUGUCUCGUGGAGAAUACCGAAACCGAACGAUUUACGAGGAUAAUUCCGAUAAAAUCCUCCACCCAGAGAAUCCAACUGAUGAUCAGAGCUGAGGGAGUGGUUUUGGUUCCAUUGCUGCUGUUUCCGGCCACUCCUGGGUAUUACGCGGUGACUCUGGGCGAGUUAGAGGAAUGGAUAUUCUUCAUCAAGAACACGUACCCAAACGUGCAGAUAUACCACAAACAGAAAGCUCCCUCUCGGGUAUUCACCAAGGACACAUGGACAAACAUCACGAUAAUUUACCGGUUAUAUAUACUGAUGAAUUUUCCGAGCAGAUGGUACAACUCGACCAUCGACAUUUACUGGAAUGAAACCCUGACAUUUAAUUACGUCCACGUACAUCCACUCGUGUUCUAUUUCUUCUCAUUGGGAGUUGAUAAAGGUGGAUGGGCGACUUGGACAGCAAAUUGCUUGCCCCCAGACAUCGACGGAGACCCAAUAGACGGUGGCUGGUCCGAAUGGAGCCCGUGGGCGUGCAGUGCGAGUUGCAACGGGGGAAUAGGUACCAGGAAACGCAGCUGCAAUAAUCCCGAGCCAAACGUUAAAGGGGAACCCUGUAUGGGCCCAAGUGUAAUGACAGGCAAAUGUAACACCAUAUUAUGUGGUGAUAUAACGGAGGAUACGGUGAAUCUGAUAAAAAGAAGAAGCCGCAGAAAUCACACAUCCAUAAUCGUCAGAGAGGGCCAGAGCAUCGUAAUUCCAUCGGAUAGCGACGUGAUCGAGAUUAUUACCCGGGAGUCGCCCGAUUCUGAUAUCAAUUGGUCCCAUAAUGGUAUAUUUCUCAAGCCAGAUGAAGAGAGAGUCCAAUUAGUUGAUCACGAUAUAGUGAUAAAACGGAGUGAGGUGAAUGACUCUGGCGUCUACACGAUAACUCUCCAUCGAGUUGAUGAGACACAUAUGAUUCUCAAACUGGUGAGUCUAGCUGUGCUACCUGUCAGGAGCAUCGUGACACUCCGGGAGACUCUACCCAUGACUGCUGUCUGUCACUGCGUUAUUAUUGGCUACUUGUACAAUGAUCUUAAAGUAUCUUGGAGUAUUAAUAACGAUUUGUGGAAGGAUUAUGGAACAACUCAGCCGAUCUCCGUCAAUGUCGAUCUAAUACCCGCCCUGAACAAGAGCCACCGGGGCAUGUGGCGUUGCCUUGUCAGGCAGGACGACUUGGGCUUCAAUUGGACGACUAAUGCGAUAUUUGUUAAUGUCAUUGGGCCGCCUAAUUGGAAGACACACCUGAUGGAGGAUAGAUUGACUAGACCGAUCUUUGGGUGGAUGCCAAACGAGGACUUCGUCGCGGCUAGUGCUAUUAUUAUUUUUCUAGUAAUUACGUUGUGCAUAAUUGCGGGGACCAUUGCAUACCUCAGGUUUCAGAAGAGUUUGGAAGGGGCGAUGUCUCCAAAAGUGAUGGGACAGAAGCCCAUGGAGAGGAUCAGGACUCGUCAGGGAAGGGAGAAGAUUUCAACUCGGAAGAAGGUUUUUGAUCAGUUUCAAAAGCUCUCCGAUACAGAGAGGGGGAGAGGCGAGAGGGAGAAGUUACUCUCGUCAAUUGAAUGAGUGUGAAGAUUCGUUAAUCGUGGAUAAAUGAAUUAUCUCAUCAGAAAAAAAAUCAAUAAAAGUUAUCGGCAGGCAAGUGGAAAGUUGCGCUUAUAUAGCAUCUCCAACCGUAUUCCAGGAGGCAAGUAAAAUUAAGUAAACAUAGCAAUGCGUUACUUCCGACUCUAAUUAAAGGAGAAAGAGUCUCCGGGAUAUCUCCAUGACUUGAAGAAAAAUGUGAAUAAAUGAAAAGCAAAACCCCUGAAACCAGAUACCCAGUAGUUGUCGAUGUCCAAGUAGUUCGAUCCCCUGGUAUCCCCCAGCCAUCGCCUAUCCCCUUUCAAAACGCAUACAAAUGUCCCUCUUCACGAGGGCCUUAAAACCCCAGU